This is a messenger RNA of Drosophila takahashii, 4897 nucleotides long. It is a transcript of the gene CycG, whose product is annotated as cyclin G. The record is from RefSeq and is a predicted model, not a curated record. NCBI's taxonomy places the organism in Eukaryota, Metazoa, Arthropoda, Insecta, Diptera, Drosophilidae. Gene Ontology annotation, molecular function: cyclin-dependent protein serine/threonine kinase regulator activity. Gene Ontology annotation, biological process: mitotic cell cycle phase transition; regulation of cyclin-dependent protein serine/threonine kinase activity. Gene Ontology annotation, cellular component: nucleus; cyclin-dependent protein kinase holoenzyme complex; cytoplasm.
CACUCGUUUCAUUCGUCAUUCGUAAAAAAACAACAAAGCCAAGAAGUACCGUUCAGCGAGCGCGAGUGUCGACUAGAAAACUAGAAAUAGAAACUGAAAGGACAAAGUGAUUUUCAACGCUCUUCGAAUGUACAAAUACAAUUACAAAGCUUUGCUGAAGCACAAUUAAGCUGGAAAAGCUGGAAAAGGAUACGGAAAAUGCACAGCUGAUGGAGAAAAGUCCCAAGCACUUUUAGCCUGGUGUGUGUGGGAAAAAUCGAUCCGCGAACGGGAAAACCGAAAAUGCCAGCCUGAUAAACACAGAGUUCCAAUUGUGAUACAAACGCAGUACAAAUUAGUUAACAACUAGCUUAAAUGGUUUUAUAGCGAACUAUAAAAACGAAGCUGCCAGCCAAUUUAUUCACUUAUUUUCGAGUGCAAUACAAGCCAAAAUUCUUAACUAAACAAAAUCUCAACAUUCCUGCGCAACACAAAAACAUCAAAAUGGCUGUUAAAACGUACUAGGCCAGCCCUCACAAUGUCUGUCCCUGUACGCUACUCCUCCGCUGCCGCCGAAUACGCCGCCGAAGUUGAUUGCACCCUGCAACAGCAGGAACAAGAGCAACAGCAACUGCAACAGCAACACCUGCAACAGCAAUACGAGUACGAGCAAUACCAGCAGUACCAGUACCAACGGGAGCAGGAUAUCGCAUACUAUUGCCAGUUGCAGGCGGCGCGGCAGCAGGAGCAGUUGAUGCAGCAGAGGACAUCGAUGUCGUCGUCGGUUAUGCCAGGCCUCAGCUUGCCCCAGGACUUGGACUUGGAUCUACCCACCCAUCGCAACAACAACAUGGACGCCCGCAGCAUCAACGACAUUCUGGUCGACGACGAGCAGCCCUCGACUUCGGCCCAGGCUGCCGCCGCAGCUGCUGUUGCUUCGUCUCUAAACGCUGGUGGAUCUGGAUCUGGACUGGGUGUGGGCAAGCUGGCCAACAACGGCAUUAACCGCAAUGCAGAGAUGCCAACUGAUUGGAUGAGGAUUGCGGACGAGGGCCGGUAUGGGACACCGGGUGCUGCUGGCUUGGAAUAUCAGAAGUACGAACAACAACAAUUGGAGGAUGAAGAAGGAGCGGGUGUUGGAGGAGUCGCCGCUAGCAACAACAAUGGCGAGCCAUCCUCGACCUCGAAGAAGCUGGAGGAUCAGCUGCACGCCCUCACCUCGGAUGAGUUGUACGAGACCCUCAAGGAGUACGACGCCCUGCAGGACAAGUUCCACACGGUGCUGCUGCUGCCCAAGGAGUCGAGGCGCGAGGUGACUGCCGGCGGACGAGAUGGUUCUGCCUACGUGCUGCGCUGCCUGAAGAUGUGGUAUGAGCUGCCCUCCGAUGUCCUCUUCUCGGCCAUGAGCCUGGUGGAUCGCUUCCUGGACCGGAUGGCCGUGAAGCCCAAGCACAUGGCCUGCAUGAGCGUGGCCUCGUUCCAUUUGGCCAUCAAGCAGCUGGACUUGAAGCCCAUACCCGCCGAGGAUCUGGUUACAAUAUCUCAGUGUGGUUGUACCGCUGGCGAUCUGGAACGCAUGGCCGGCGUGAUCGCCAACAAGCUGGGCGUCCAGAUGGGACAUGCACCGAUCACCUCCGUGAGCUACCUGCGCAUCUACUACGCCCUCUUCCGCAACUUGGCCAAGGAGAUUGGCGGCGACUUCUUCAAGUUCUACCAGCAGCUGAUCAAGCUGGAGGAGCUGGAGAACCGCCUGGAGAUCCUGAUGUGCGACGUGAAGACCACGGUGAUCACGCCCUCGACGCUGGCGCUGGUGCUCAUCUGCCUGCACUUGGACUUCCACAUCAAGGAGUCGUACACCCGCGGCAGUCCCGAGCUGAAGCACGUCUUUGAGUACAUUCUCUUCCUGCAGCAGUACAUGAGGAUCCCCGAUCGCGUUUUCACCUGCGGCUUCAGCAUCGUCUCGGGCAUCCUGUCCCACUACAACGGGCAGAACAAGGCGCCCUACAAGCAGCGGCUUGUCUGGAAGCUGUCCAGUCGCACGCUGCGCGUCCUGCGCCCGAUCAACCGCUUCUCCUCCGACCUGCCCACCAUUGAGGAAGGCAUCUCCAAUGCCCUCGACGAUGGCCUGCGAUCGAGAACCGAGAGUAUUAGCUCCGAGGAGGAGGAGGACUGGCCCACUUCACCCAUAAUUCCAAUUUUCGAACAAUGUUAGUAUCCAGCCGCCAGCCAGCAGCAGUAGAGCAGCAGGGACAACAGCUGGACAACUGGAGCAGCGGACAAAAGAGAAGGGAACCAUCAACCAGACGCUCGAGCGGAACACACGGAGCCCAAGCCUUCCUCGAGGAGAUCAGGCACCAGACAUAUCCCCAUCGGAAGCAGCAGAGCGAGGAGCAGCAGGAGGAGGAGGGAUGUGUGUCCGUGAGAGCGUGCCGCGUGCAAGUGUAGUAGUGCUGGUUGAGGUAGAGUGUGUAUAUUUUGCUAAGGUGCAUCAUAAUUCUUUUGGCAUAUACACAAGUGUGUAUUUGGUAGCGCUGGUUCUAACAUUUAAGAAAAACACUAUGAUAUACGGAAAUGUGGGCGACAGGGAAAUGCAGCCACGCCCCCUCCCCCUUUUGAGAAAAUUGUCCGAGAGUAGCGCCCCCCAUAAUUUUUUCAAUUUAUUUGCGGCAGACAAAAAAAUACGUGAAAAAAAAACAAAAGCAAAAAAAAAUAUAAAAAAAUUCAAAACGAAUGCUGCGGACCAUCAUACAAAAGAUUGAUGCCGUUCCGGAUCAUUAUUCGAGAUCAGUGAGAUAGAGAGAAUACGAUUUGAGAAUUGCGAAGAACCCACGCCGAACAUCCCGAUCAUCAUCUGGAAUGGGACAGCAGUUUUUUGUUGGUUGCGCUUGAGAAACCGUCGAAAAAAAAAUUCAAAAAAUCACAAAGAAAACCCCUUAAAACAGACCCCUAAAUUAGUUGUAAACACUAUGUUCUCUAUAUGUUUGUCCCCGCUCUUAUCAGUUAAAUGUAAAAGCCCCGAAUCAAUGGACCCAAAAAAACAACCACAAAAAAUCAUAAAAUCUAAAAAAAAGUACAAAACGUUCUUUAUGUAUAGACCGACCGACCUAUAAAAGAUAAACUUAACACUAAAAAAUCAAUAAAAACAAGGUCAGAUCAGAAUAAUCAGUAAUUUUAGCCGCGCUCAAAAAAAUAUAUAAAACGGAAACCCCAUAGAAAAACUAAAGUAUAUAACUUGCCGCCUGUAUUGACUAAGAACUCUUAACAAUAAUUAUUAAUUAAACAAAGAUACGAUGAAUCCACGAUAUGUAGUGUGUGUCUAGUAGAUUUUUCUCUGUAUAACAAAAACAAACCAACAAACAAAAACGAACUCAAUUUCCGCCCUAAAAAAUCAAACGAAAGCACGUCAAAUGCAAUCUUUCAUUAUCAUACGCAGCUAAGUAAAUUUGUUAUUAUUACACAAUUGUUUAUCACUUGAACCAAUCAAUCGAUCAAGCAAUCAAUCAAUCAGCUUCGAAGGCAUUGAGAUUCAGUUCGAGUACCACGGUGAUCCCCAUUUUAAAUAUUAUACCUUUACAUAUAAUGCGCAAUCUAAUUCUUCUUCUUUUUUGUUACAUAAUAUUAUUUAAAUUAUUAAAGAAAUUGUAAAUCGAAAUCCAUUCUUAUGUUGUACCAUAUAUACCAUACGAAACUACCAAUUAAACCCUAGUUUAAAGCAAACCAGCGUUGAGACAAGGCCAAAAUUCAAAUUCAGAUUGAAGCGCGGCGACAUUGAGCAGAAAUUAUGAUGCAACAUUUAGCAAGAUGUACCGAAAGAUAAAAGAUAAAGAGGGUUUUAGUAGAGAGCAUAGGCAAGAAGAACUAACGCAGAGCAUAAAAAACAAUUGAAAUUUCGCAAAUUCAGAAACGUUUCUUCAUAUUUUUUUAAAGCCACUCCUGGCAGCGGAAUGUGCAAACUCUUGUCUGUAAAUUUGAAUAAAAUGCGUUUGCCCCGCCACAAGGGGCAUUCAGUUUUCAUGAAUAUUUACAACAAACUCGCCUGUUUUAUUUCACUUUUGAUGCAGUUCGCAGCGGCGUCUUCGGCGAAAUGUGAGUACACCAUUUCCAUUAUCCCCAGAGAAUCCCCGCGAUCAAAUGUGUAAAUAAACCCGGCGACUUUGCUGUAAAUAUUCAAGGAUUCUCUAUUUUAACCAUUGUGCAAUAGAUUUUAUAACACCUUUCCACAGCCUGAAGAUCUGUAUAAAAAGAAAAGCCGAAAAACGACAACAUUGUUAACACAGUCGAGAAUUAACUAUAUUUAAGCGACCGAAGAGAUCAUGUGUUCAGUGGUGAAAAAAACACGUUUUAGCUUAGUCCAACUUUUUAAAUAAGAGCCAAUUGACAAAUAAGCGAUUAAGAGAAAGGUGAAAGCGGUGAAAUGGAAAGUAUAGAACUAAGUUUUUCUACUGCCAACGGGCUGAGAUUUCAUAAUUUUAACAACUAGCAAAUUUUACAUUGUAUUUAGCGCGGAGUUAGUUAAAUAUUUGCAAGGAUUAACAUUAAAAACAUCAAGAAAAUCUCAAUUAUUGUAAAGUAUAUAUUUAGUUUUAGUCCCUAUUCGAUCACUCAUUUCCCAUCGUCAGUUUUGAGCUUAUAAUUCGGUUGAGGUUUAGUUACUUAGGAUUACGAUUAGUUACGACGCGAAAUGAAUUCAUAUUGUACAUUACGAACCACUCAUUUUAAUUUAUUCUAAAUUACCACCUGUAAUUAAUUAGAUUCUACUUUAGGCCUCCACCCAGAAUCGUUCUUUAAGCAAAUGGAUCAUUGUGUAAAGAAAAUAUGGAACAAGUUGCUUGAAAGCAGCUGAAGCUCGUGAUUUAAAUCAUUGUACACACAUUACAACAAAUAAAUGGAAAAAAGUAUUAUUAAAUGGUAAAUGGAA